GCCUGCUUUUCUUCUUCGUCAACAUCCUCCUCACAUAUCCAUCGUUCUUUGUUCACCCAUCUCUCUCUCUCCCCAAUUCUUCACAUUUCUUCAAUCUUUAAACACAUACACACAUUAUAUUCAUUCCAAUAUUACAUUUUUCAUGAUUCUAUCAUACUAUUUCAAAAAAAAAAUCCAAUCUUUAUCCUUCUCAAUGAAAAAAGACGAAGAAAUUGGGUGAAUUUUUGCAUUCUUCACCAUUAGAUAUUGAAAAUGGCAUUGAAUUCAAGUGGGUAUUGAAGAAUUAUGGCUAAAGAUUGAUAAUUAUGCAGUUUUUGUUGAAUCAAGAUUAGGGUUUGUUCAUAUUCUUGUUUUGGAAUUGGGGAUGUUGAAUUUGGAUAAUUUUGAUGAUAUUGUGAAAUGGGGUUGAUCUUUUUGAGGCCCUAAUUGAGGUGUGUAUAGAUCUAAGGUGGGAUUAUUGUUAUUAUUAUUAUUAUUAUUAAGGUGAUUGAAGAAAUAAUAUUAUGGAUAAUAUUGUUGGUGGGAAGUUUAAGCUUGGAAGGAAAAUUGGGAGUGGAUCCUUUGGUGAACUUUAUUUAGGUGUCAAUGUUCAUAGUGGUGAAGAAGUUGCUGUUAAACUGGAACCCGUCAAGACGAGGCAUCCUCAACUUCAUUAUGAAUCAAAAAUAUAUCGGCUUCUCCAAGGAGGAACGGGAAUACCAAGCCUCAAGUGGUUUGGCGUUGACGGAGAGUACAAUAUAAUGGUCAUUGACCUUCUUGGACCGAGCCUCGAAGAUCUUUUCAAUUAUUGCAAUCGAAAAUUCACCUUGAAAACGGUCUUAAUGCUUGCAGAUCAGUUGUUAAACAGAGUUGAGUACAUGCAUGCAAGGAGCUUUCUUCACCGUGACUUAAAGCCUGACAAUUUUCUUAUGGGCCUCGGUCGCAAGGCUAAUCAGGUGUACGCGAUUGAUUUUGGGCUUGCAAAAAAAUAUAGGGAUCUUCAAACUCAUAAACACAUACCGUAUAGGGAAAACAAGAAUCUCACUGGCACAGCUCGCUAUGCUAGUGUCAACACGCACCUUGGAGUCGAACAAAGUAGGCGGGAUGAUCUUGAGUCUCUCGGUUAUAUUCUUAUGUAUUUUAUAAGAGGAAGCCUUCCUUGGCAAGGACUCAAAGCAGGAAACAAGAAGCAGAAAUACGACAGAAUUAGUGAAAAGAAAGUGUUGACUCCGGUAGAGGUAUUAUGUAAAUCAUAUCCAUCGGAGUUCAUAUCAUACUUUCACUAUUGUCGAUCACUAAGGUUCGAGGAUAAACCCGACUAUUCAUACCUGAAGAGGCUUUUCCGCGAUUUAUUCAUUCGUGAAGGCUAUCAGUUUGAUUAUAUAUUUGACUGGACUGUAUUAAAGUAUCCUCAGAUCAAAGGACGGCAUACUAGCGGUAACGCAGGAUUAAAUACUGUAACAGGGGCCGAAAGGCAUGGAAGAAGCCCAGGUGAACAGGAUUCCCGUGCAUUAGACGCGUUCCCCAGGAGAAACCCGGGAACAGGUGGCCGUUACGAACAUACACGACACCGCACCUCGGAAGAUUUGCCUUCAUCAAAGGAAGUGCAAGCUGAUUCUGAAAAAGUCCGAUCAACUCGAAACGGAGGCACGUCAAGGUACGCGGGUCACUCGGGAACCAGACCAAGCUCAUCAGGUGAACCUACAGAAGGCCCGUCAAGCCGGGUUGUGUCAAUCAUUGGGCCCCGCACAUCUACUCAUAGACCAAUGGGCUCUGAGACGAAAUCGUCAGGGUUCAGUCGUGCCACAAGGGUUGGCCGGGAAGACCCGCUUAGAAGCUUUGAGUUUCUCCAAAUCAGGAAAUAAACAUAAAAGCUUUGAGCUUUUGUGUUCUUUCGGCUUUCUCUUCAUCUUUUUAAUGAGAUUUCGGGUCGCAAAUGACUCGUGUACUAAUUAUGGUUAUCGAUACUAUUUGUAAUGUUACGUUUGAAAUACGAUGGUUAUUAUUAUCUUGAGUUUGUGUGUUUUUGGACU
Messenger RNA from Helianthus annuus (common sunflower), 2012 nucleotides. Its product is annotated as casein kinase 1-like protein 9. Lineage: Eukaryota; Viridiplantae; Streptophyta; Magnoliopsida; Asterales; Asteraceae. Gene Ontology annotation, cellular component: nucleus; cytoplasm. Gene Ontology annotation, molecular function: protein serine/threonine kinase activity; ATP binding. The transcript is spliced from 14 exons. Gene Ontology annotation, biological process: peptidyl-serine phosphorylation; endocytosis; signal transduction. The record is from RefSeq and is a predicted model, not a curated record. The coding region runs from base 504 to 1844 and encodes 446 amino acids.